This is a messenger RNA of Ziziphus jujuba (common jujube), 1559 nucleotides long. RefSeq names its product F-box protein PP2-B10. Gene Ontology annotation, molecular function: protein binding. The record is from RefSeq and is a predicted model, not a curated record. The coding region runs from base 367 to 1245 and encodes 292 amino acids. NCBI's taxonomy places the organism in Eukaryota, Viridiplantae, Streptophyta, Magnoliopsida, Rosales, Rhamnaceae. The transcript is spliced from 4 exons.
UUUUAUUUUCCAAAGUACCCUUUUAUUUGUUUUUUUAAAUGCUGGUUUUUGCAAGACUAAAAUUUAUUUUCACACCCCAUUUUAUAUGAAAUUACAAAACCAUCGUUUUCUCUUUUCUCUUCGCUGUGUCUGACGGUCUCUGCCUCCAAAUUCAUCACUCAUAGCCUGGUGGCCUGCCAUAAACACCGAAAUUUUUUUCCCGACGAACCCAUAAGAGUAUCUGCUUUACUUCUUCUACAUUUGUAUCUGCUUCAAUGGGCUGUUUCUUUGAGGGUCAAAGACUUAACCGCUAAGAUUUCUUCCAGACCCUUCUAAAAGAACAGGAAUAAGCAAGAACAACAGUGUGUGUGAUUUCUUAUUGUUCGAAUGGGAGUGUGCAUGGCAAGGCCAAGCAAUAGAGAAACAGAGAUCAAGAUAUUCGAAGACGACGACGACGACGAUAAGGCGGUGGAUUAUUUUAAUCAAUUGCCUGGAGAUUGUAUUGCCAACAUCAUCUCCUUCACGUCUCCUCGCGAUGCGUGUCGUUCCUCUUUGAUUUCGCGGGCUUUUAGGUCGGCCGCUGAAUCAAACGCCGUUUGGGAGCGGUUUUUGCCACCCGAUUGCUACUCUAUCAUCUCUCGCUCUCCUUAUCCUCCUCCUUGUCCUUCCAAGAAAGACCUCUAUUUUUCUCUCUGCGACUCUCCGCUCCUCAUCGACGAUGGCAAGAAGAGCUUUUCACUGGAAAAAUCGAGUGGUAAGAAAUGCUACAUGAUCUCUGCAAGGGACCUAUUAAUCAUUUGGGGUGAUACUCCAAUGUAUUGGAGAUGGAUUUCUCUGCCGGAAGCAAGGUUUCCUGAGGUGGCCGAGCUUAUCGAUGUGUGUUGGUUCGAGAUCCGUGGCAAGAUUGAUGUUCGUAUAUUAUCUCCAUUGACAACGUAUGCGGCUUACCUUGUAUUCAAGUUUACUAAAAGUGCACAUGGAUUUGAACAACUGCCAGUGGAGACUACCUUUGGACUUGUUGGGGGCGAAAGAAGCAAGAGGAAUGUGUAUUUGGAUGCCAAAAGACACCAUAGGAAUGGCAAUGGUACAUAUCCAAAAAAGAGAAAAGAUGGGUGGUUGGAAGUUGAGCUGGGUGACUUCUACUAUGGAGGAGAUGGACAAGAUGGUGAGUUGGAAAUGAGGGUUCUUGAGAUCUGGCGUUGUCACUGGAAGAGAGGUUUCAUUUGUGAAGGGAUCGAGAUCAGACCAAGAGGAGUAAUAAAUUAGAGAUGUCACUGCAUUUCCAUACCCCCCCCUUAAGUAUGCCAAAUGUGGAUUUCGUCGUUUUAAAAUCUCGAAUUCCUUUGUGUUCGAGUGCAUACAGUGUUUCAAGUGUUUUCAUCGUCUAAAAAAUAGACGUGCUAGUUUAUGUCAUUCUGAAAUUAAAAUGUUUUAUCGUUGAUUAGAUCUCUUACCGAUGAAAACGGUGGCUAAAUUCAUUCUCAUAGAUGACUUAUUAAGUUAGCAUCUUGUACAUACAAGUCUUUUAUUGCUAAGAACGAGAAUUUGAAUGGCAAAAAGUGCAGUGAUUAUUAUUAUUA